AUGUGGCAAGGUGUUCCCUGUGUCUUCAUGUUUGACUGCAACGACAGGGAAGCAGAAGGUGGAUGCUGGCAAGGUGAUGGCAAAUUCAAGCAAGGAAUAUUUCAGGUUGAUGGUAGUUGUCUUGCUCUUUUGCGUAGAAAUCAGCCAUCGUCCUGGUACCUUGACAGUGAAUGGUGUCAAAAACAUGGAGGACAGCUGCUUAAGGGAGGUUCUAGAAAGCACCGUGACAUUCAGCUGCCAGUGAUUUUAACAAACGAACCCAGUGACAGACUGUCAAAGUGUGUUGACUACAAGAUGGUCUGUGAUGAUAAAGCAGACUGUGAUGAUUAUGCGGACGAAAAUCUCUGCAACAUAAGCAUAAGUAAAACAUUUAGCCUCAAGGACUUUAAUUUUACAUCUACAAAACUUGAUUAUCGAGAGGGACGCCUGCUGUUGACUGAUUACAACAUGUCUGACAUGUCGACGUUUACUUGUCCUGUUUCCCACUUCAUGUGCGCCAGUCUUUACCAGUGUGUUGACUACAAGAUGGUCUGUGAUCAUAAAGCAGACUGUGAUGACUAUGCGGACGAAAUCCAGUGCUACGCAAACUUAGGGGAACACAAUGAAUUCAGCUUCCAGGAAUUAAAUUUUACGUCUACUAAACUUGAUUAUCGAGAUGGACGACUGGUGUUGACUGAUUACAACAUGUAUGACAUGUCGACGUUUACUUGUCCUGUUUCCCACUUCAUGUGCGCCAGUCUUCACCAGCUUAAGAAACCUUCUAGACAGCACCGUGAUGUUCAGCUGCCAGUGAUUGUAACAAACGAACCCCGUGACAGACUGUCAAAGUUGCUGUUUAUAAAAUUCACACAUCCCACUAUUCAACAGGCUGCGUACAUACGGUGUCCGGCCAAUCACUUCACUCACGUCUUCCUGGCUUGUGAUGACGUCUCUUCCUGUUGGUCCAAUAAGUCUGGCGCCACGCCUUCCUGUUCCGCACCACUGACGCCACUUCCGCCGUCGUUUAAGUGUGGCGGUGAGGAUAGUGUCCCUUACACACUCGUGUGUGACCAUCGGCCUGACUGUAAAGACAGAAGUGACGAAGAUUUCUGCGUUUUCGCUCAGUGCGCUAGUCCGUUAGCUGUACUCUGCAGUGGAAGAAAGUGUGUUGACUACACGAUGGUCUGUAAUGAUCAAGUGGACUGUGAUGACUAUGCAGACGAAAACCUGUGUCACAUAAGCUCUUUGCAAGUGGAUGUAUUUACAUUUAAGGAGUUUGAAACGACAUCUACUAGAUUUGAUUAUCAAAACGGUCGGCUGGUGUUGACUGCUUACAACAUGUCUGACAUGUCGAAGUUUUCUUGUCCAGUUGCCCACUUCAUGUGCGCCAGACUUCACCAGGUCUGUCUUCCUGUCUUCCUUCGUUGUAACGGGCUGUACGACUGUCCUGAUCACGAAGACGAGGCGGAAUGCGACAGGUACACGUGUCCCGGCUUUUACCGCUGCCGUCAGUCUCAGGUGUGUGUUGACGAGAGUCACGUGUGUGACGGGGUGUACCAUUGUCCUCAACGCGAUGACGAACUACUGUGUAACGACACCUGUCCACACAGUUGUGUCUGCUACGGUCUGGCCUUCAUUUGCUCGGAUACUUUCCGUGCCGCUGACUAUUCUAACCUUCGAUAUCUGGAUGGCAGCGGCACCUUGAUGACCCUCGCUGACCUGUGGAACAACACUUUUCUGGUUCACCUCAGUCUGGUCCGUAGUAAUCUGACUAAACUGCAUGAAUUGGUUUUGCCUAAUCUCCGCACUUUGGAUUUGAGCUACAAUGAGUUAACUAAAAUAAGUGGCCGGUUCUUUGCCGGUCUCAACAAUAUAGUGUUUCUGAAGAUAAGCAACAACCCGCUGACAAACUUCUACAAUUUCACUUACACAAGUCCUCUAAAAAUCUUUGACAUGUCCGAUGUCAAAAAUUCAGAAAUCGACUUUUCAAUAAUGAAAUUUUUUUCAAAAUUAGCGAAUCUUAAUCUCUCCGGUAAUCAAAUAAAAUAUGUGACAGGAGACGGAUUCCCUAGAAUGAUGAACUUGCAGGUGCUUGAUCUGCGCAAGUGCCCUCUUACUCAUUUCCCAAAAGCAAUAUUUCAGGCUCUAGACCGACUGGAGAGUGUGUUUGCUGACAACUACAAGCUGUGCUGUCCGGCGACACUACCCAAGGGCUUCAACAAAACGUUCAGCACAGCUGACAUGCGGGGUAGUGUGGGUGGCAGGUCUUGUCCUAGCGGUAACCCCUUGUCUUCCUAUGACGUCACACUGGCAGUUUUACAGCCAGACUAG
Molecule: messenger RNA, 2310 nt
Organism: Pomacea canaliculata
Lineage: Eukaryota; Metazoa; Mollusca; Gastropoda; Architaenioglossa; Ampullariidae
Product: low-density lipoprotein receptor-related protein 2-like
Exons: 8
Coding region: 1-2310 (769 amino acids)
Cellular component (GO): plasma membrane
Molecular function (GO): protein binding
Source: RefSeq, a predicted model, not a curated record